AUGGAUACACCACCACCUGAGAGGGAAGGAGUUCCAGCAGGCACACUUUUGCCAUCCAUAUCAACACCAGCAUUUACCAUGACAACACGACACCAUCCUAUGGAACCACGUCAACGUAGACACACUAUAAAUCGACCUGCCUCGAUCCAAGAACAACUACCGGAAGCACAUGAUGAGGAACAGACAUUUGAGCGUAUCUCAGGAAUCCUUUCGACUCUGUUACAGGAAGCCAACAAUGCGGUGAAUGCGGUCGAGUGUCAACAAACACCACGAUGGAUGCAAAAGAAGGGUCAUGGUGAUAUGAUGAUACAGUCGCUGCAGCCCAUUUCUAAACAAAUCUCUCCUAUCGACUUGCCGAGAAACGCCAAUAACCUUGAGCAGCAGCAGCAGCAGCAGCAGCACAGUAAUGAUUGCGGCAAUGACAGCACCAACAGCAGCAGUAGUAGUAGCACCACGACAUCAUCUUCAUCACCUGAACUUUCUCCCUCAUCACAAUCAUCAUCCUCAUCCACAACAAGUUUGGACUCUACGACUACCACCUUGCUUUGGAGGAAAGGAUCUGCAACCAUCAAAAACAUCACUCAUCCAACAAUGAAUUCAUCGUCAGCACGAUAUCGUGGUGCACUAUUACGUGGUUCGUUGGUGGAAUCGUAUAAGCGGCUUGAUCAUUCAAUGGCUAUGGUGGAUUCAUUAUCGCGUGAUCUUGCAUCCUCGGAUGAACAAGAUGCAGCAGAUGAGGACAAGCAACACAAUGAUGACGACCAAGAGACAUCCAUAUUUGUGAAUGGCAAGUCACCACCAUCGUUUCAUAAUGAAUCCAACAACAACAACAACAUCACCACAACAAUGGAUUUACGAUUAUCGGCAUUUUUGGUGGCGCCAUUUUUACAUUUCCCACAAGCAUUGAUAUCUUGGGUAUUUGAUUCUUUAUCCAACAACCGAGACUCGUCAAGCCAUUUGACAGGCAUGCUGGCAUGGUGCUUCUUUUUCGCCUUUGCUAAUAUCAUGGUGGAUCAAGCUGCUGCUGGGUUACCGGUAACAAAGAUGGGAAGGUAUUCACGCAAUGUACCAGUGCCAGGCUCUUAUCAUAGCAAGGUUCAUCGUAUUUCCUCCAUUGAAUGUGUAUCAACAACAACAUCCUCGCUCUUUCGUCGACGCAGUGCACGACGCGCAGUGGUGAUUCCACGCCGAUCGUCUAUCUAUAGAAAGUAUUACAGCGGUACAACGACGAGAUGGGUUUCUCCGACUAUCAUGCACCAUGCAAAGACCAUUACACCAUGCAGAAGAAUCAACAACAACAGCAGCAGCAUACGUAUGCAUCCUUCCCAUCGCCGUCCUCACUCUUUGGCCAUCACACGUUCUCACACUCAACCUCCUCUUCUUGACAUUACAAUUUCUUCUCCUCUUGUUGCAUCACCAUUGAUAACAACUUUGUCUUCGAUACCUUCAUCAUCAUCAUCAUCAUCAUCCUCUCUAUCUACCACCAUCACACGUAGAAACUCUUUUUAG
Molecule: messenger RNA, 1509 nt
Organism: Lichtheimia ornata
Lineage: Eukaryota; Fungi; Mucoromycota; Mucoromycetes; Mucorales; Lichtheimiaceae
Exons: 2
Coding region: 1-1509 (502 amino acids)
Source: RefSeq, a predicted model, not a curated record